UCUUCUAUGGUGUUGUACUUGUAUCUUAUUCUCAACGAGACGCCCUGAAAUCGAAGUAUCUGGUUCCUUCCCAGGCUCGGAAGGGUCCCUUACAGAAUCCACCUCUCGCUUAGGGAUCUGAUAUUCUUACCAUCAUCAGCCAUGUUUCUCCUUGAUUGGUUCUAUGGCAUCCUGGCCUCUCUCGGUCUCUGGCAGAAAGAGGCUAAGAUCUUGUUUCUAGGGCUCGAUAAUGCUGGCAAAACAACCUUGCUUCACAUGUUGAAAGAUGAGAGAUUGGCUCAACAUCAGCCUACUCAAUAUCCCACUUCCGAAGAGCUCAGUAUUGGGAAAAUUAAGUUUAAGGCUUUUGAUUUGGGUGGUCAUCAGAUUGCUCGCAGAGUCUGGAAAGAUUACUAUGCCAAGGUGGAUGCUGUGGUGUACUUGGUUGAUGCCUAUGACAAAGAGAGGUUUGCAGAAUCGAAAAAGGAACUGGAUGGUCUUCUCUCUGAUGAGGCUUUGACUGAUGUUCCAUUUCUCAUUUUGGGAAACAAGAUUGACAUACCUUAUGCUGCUUCAGAGGAUGAGUUGCGAUACCACCUUGGCCUGACUAACUUCACCACAGGAAAAGGAAAGGUAAACCUAGCUGACUCAAAUGUGCGUCCUUUGGAGGUUUUCAUGUGCAGCAUUGUGCGCAAAAUGGGAUAUGGUGAUGGAUUCAAGUGGCUCUCACAAUACAUCAAGUAAGGUACUGCUUCGGAAGAUGUUUGGCCUAACAAUCAAAGCCCCCACCCCAGCACGCCCUGUCCUACCAAAAGAAGGUUGUAUUCAUCCCCCUGUUUAAAUUGGAUAUAUUGUGAUCUUGAUCUGUGUGGAAGGAGGUAUUAAUAUACUGCUUUGUAAAAAUUAGUUGUGGCAGCAAGUUAUUUGCUCUUCUAGUUUGUCAAUUGACUAUGCCAUCUCUUGCUGUAGUCUUAUUACGGUAGAGCCAGAAAAUUGAAAUUUCAGUUAUAGUUAUGUUUUUAUCUGCAACGACGUAUUUUGGAAUGUAUUUAUUUCUUAUGUUUCUGCAA
Manihot esculenta (cassava) is the source of this 1049-nucleotide messenger RNA. Its product is annotated as GTP-binding protein SAR1A. The record is from RefSeq and is a predicted model, not a curated record. Gene Ontology annotation, molecular function: GTPase activity; GTP binding. NCBI's taxonomy places the organism in Eukaryota, Viridiplantae, Streptophyta, Magnoliopsida, Malpighiales, Euphorbiaceae. Bases 142 to 723 code for a protein of 193 amino acids. The transcript has 3 exons. Gene Ontology annotation, biological process: vesicle organization; endoplasmic reticulum to Golgi vesicle-mediated transport; intracellular protein transport. Gene Ontology annotation, cellular component: endoplasmic reticulum exit site; COPII vesicle coat.